This is a messenger RNA of Dendronephthya gigantea, 1088 nucleotides long. RefSeq lists its product as uncharacterized. Lineage: Eukaryota; Metazoa; Cnidaria; Anthozoa; Malacalcyonacea; Nephtheidae. The coding region runs from base 183 to 737 and encodes 184 amino acids. The transcript has 2 exons. Gene Ontology annotation, biological process: arachidonate secretion; phospholipid metabolic process. Gene Ontology annotation, molecular function: A2-type glycerophospholipase activity. The record is from RefSeq and is a predicted model, not a curated record.
AACGAUUAUAGGUGCGGGUAAAGUCAAGGCUCGUCAUUCGAGUGAAACUCUAGUUGGAGAAAAGUCUUGAACACUUCGAGCAGCGCAUUGAGGGAGGUGGUUUUCGAAGCAAAGUUUCGUGGCGGUGGUGAAAAAAGAUCAAAAUUCUUAUUGCUUAACAAAAAGAAAAUAAUCCUCCAGGCAUGAUUUUUCAGAUCUACGUACGUACUAUUCUCACCGUGUUUGUUACCUUGUCUUGUAAACCGAGUUACAGUCUUGCGACUGUUAUAGAAGGGGAUAACAUUACGGAAUACUGGGAGUGGUUGCCCGACAACCCAGUCGACAUCGAAGAGCAUGAUUCUGAAAAUAAGACGAGUCUUUGGAGUAAAGUGUCACAGGCCAAGAGCAGGGUUCGUCCAAAAGCCACGAAAGACGUGAAUUGGUGUAUGCAUGUCGGGGUGCCUUUCGAAAAUAUGAACUUUUCAAGAUUUCAGCUUACAAACAAAUGUUGCAAGGAGCACUUUUUGUCGGCACUCGUGGAAAUCAACAGCCUACGACUGUAUAAAUGCACAGAUGAGACCAAAUUCUACAAUUGUCUUAAGGAGGUUAAGACCACCAUGUCCAGAUCAAUGGGCGACUAUUACUUCAACAAGAUGGCGACCGCGUGCUACAAUAUAGAAGCGCAUGAUUACUGUUUCAGGACCGUGUGUGGAAGCGUCAUCCUGAAAAUAUCCGCUGACACCAUACCAGCGUUUUGAGGUUCACCUGCCAGUAAAAAACAAAGCAAGUCAUGUCGAUCAGAUCACCGACUUGACCUACGUCUACUUUUUAUUGCUGAAGGAGGAGGAAUGUAAAUUUAUAAAAGUUGAGGUACUUUAUAUAUAUAUUUAGUUGGUCUUUUCUCAUAUUGUGAAAAGAAUAAUUUAGAUUGACGGGAAACUGUGCAUGCAUGACUGUUUGGCAGCGAUAUUGUUUUUAUACACGCUCGUUUAUGACUGUAAAUACGCGAAAAGUAUAAGCAGUAUUUUGUUGAGAUUUUCAUAAAAGUAAAAUGUAAAGUAUAUAACGUUGAAAUAUUGCAUAUUGUAUAAAUAUAUUCUUCACGAUAA